This is a messenger RNA of Paramecium octaurelia, 1204 nucleotides long. NCBI's taxonomy places the organism in Eukaryota, Ciliophora, Oligohymenophorea, Peniculida, Parameciidae. The record is from the annotation of a GenBank genome assembly.
AAAUGAAUUAGGGAAAAUCAUACGAAAUUCAAGGAUUACUAAAAGCAGGUAUUUUCAAUUCAAAUAUUCUUAAGGCAUCGAUAAAAACCAAUAACCCAUUUAUGUUUUAUUGUAUAAUUUGAUUGUUCAUAAUAAAAAUUACGAAGAAAUAGCGAAGAAGUUUGAAUCCUAUUUACAAUAAUUCAGACCUUUUAAGUAUAAUAUGGAUUUAAGAAUAGAGGCUUUGUCUUAAUUAUAUGUUCAUAAGAUGAAGGAUUAAUGAAUGCGAAAAAUGUUAAGAAUCUGAUAAAGCAUUCUCUAAAGUAAUUUUUAUCACUAUUUAAGAGAAAGGUGGAUUAAUCGCAAUUGAAGAGAAUUGACAAGUUGAUUGUUAUUAGCAAUAAUUAAAAUUACGGAAAGAAGGAAAAAACAAUACCCUUCUAACUAAAAGGCCUACUCAAAGAUAAAGUACAUUUAUUAAUCAAGUAUUAUGUCUAUUUUAUUAUUCAAGUACUUCCUUUCUGGAUACCUUGGAUAUUGAAUUGCACUAGUCAGUCUAAAAGUUUUUAUGCAAUUAAAUCGAGUAUCAAGAAUAAUAAUCAUUUUAUGGGAGAGAUUUGGAGUCCUAUCCAAUUGGAAAGUCUGGUCUUCCUAUAUUUCUUGAGGAGAUAAUAAAAUAUUAUAAAUAAAAUAUCGAUUGCUUACGUUAGGAAGGAAUAUUUCGAUUGUCAGGUUCCCAUGAGUUAGAAACAAAAUUAGUAGAACAAUUAUUAUAAGAAAAUUAUGAAGCUAUUUAACAUUCAGAAUCUGAUGUAAUAGCAACUGUGUUAAAAAACACGUUAGUUAAUUUAAAAAAUCCUAUAUUUCCAUUUGAAAUCUAUGCAAUUCUAAGAGAUACCAACCCUGAAUUACCAAUAAAUGAAUUUAUAGAUAUGUUUAGCAUAUUUUUUGCUCAUUUAUCCAAAGUGAACAGAUUAACUGUAUUCAGAUUAGUAGAAUUCAUAAAAUUUGUUGCAGGAUUUGAAAAUGAAAAUAAGGUAAUUAUUUAAAUUAUAUUUAGAUGGGCCUACAUAACUUAUCAAUAGUGUUUGCCCCAUGUUUUUUUAGAACUAAAGAAGCCAAUCAAUUAGAUCUUUAAGGUGCAAAGACAGUCGUUUUGCAUUUUAAAUCCUUGAUCAAAAAUAUUGAUGAAUUUUUAGAAAAAUAAAUGAGAUUAAGCCAAUGA